Molecule: messenger RNA, 2437 nt
Organism: Carcharodon carcharias (great white shark)
Lineage: Eukaryota; Metazoa; Chordata; Chondrichthyes; Lamniformes; Lamnidae
Gene: gdi2
Product: GDP dissociation inhibitor 2
Exons: 11
Coding region: 158-1450 (430 amino acids)
Biological process (GO): protein transport; small GTPase-mediated signal transduction; vesicle-mediated transport
Cellular component (GO): cytoplasm
Molecular function (GO): Rab GDP-dissociation inhibitor activity
Source: RefSeq, a predicted model, not a curated record
GCUUGUGAGUUGGCGGUGCUGAAGCCCGAGGCUGGGCGAAUGGGUGGAGGUUAGGAGCUGUGGGGAUAUUUCCCCACCCUCCUCUCCCCCAAAACUAGGCAAUUUAUAAUCUUCCGCGACACAAUCGCAAAAUACGGAAUGCAUCCUUUCUGGUAUAAUGUCUGUGAAAGGGAAGAAGGUGUUGCACAUGGAUCGCAACUCUUACUAUGGAGGUGAAAGUGCAUCUAUAACGCCCCUGGAUGAUCUGUACAAAAGAUUUAAUCUCCCUGGAUCACCACCAGAGUCCAUGGGCAGGGGAAGAGACUGGAACGUGGAUCUGAUUCCAAAGUUUCUUAUGGCGAAUGGUCAACUUGUAAAGAUGCUACUGUAUACUGAAGUCACCCGGUACCUUGACUUUAAGGUCAUUGAAGGCAGCUAUGUUUACAAAAAAGGCAAAAUCUACAAGGUCCCAUCUACUGAAAAGGAAGCCUUGGCAUCCAAUUUGUUGGGCUUUAUGGAAAAAAAUCGCUUUAGGAAGUUUUUACAGCGUGUUUCCCUUUAUGAUGAAAAUGAUCCCACAACUUGGGAUGGCAUUGACCCGAAGAAAACAACAAUGAAGAAUGUAUAUGAGAAAUAUGGCUUGGGGAAGGAUGUAAUUGACUUCUCAGGCCAUGCCCUAGCCUUGUAUAGGACUGAUGAUUACGUUGAUCAACCUUGCCUUGAGACGUUAAACAGGGUUAAGCUUUACAGUGAAUCGCUGGCUCGCUAUGGGAAGAGUCCAUACCUUUACCCUCUCUAUGGGCUUGGGGAGUUGCCUCAGGGCUUUGCCAGGUUAAGUGCCAUUUAUGGUGGGACCUAUAUGUUAAACAAGCCUAUUGAAGAAAUAAUUAUGGAAAAUGGGCAGGUGGUUGGAGUCAAGUCUGAAGGAGAGAUUGCGCGCUGCAAGCAGCUGAUCUGUGACCCUAGCUAUGUGUCCGACCGUGUGAAGAAAAGCGGCCAGGUGAUUCGAGUCAUCUGCAUCAUGAGUCAUCCCAUUAAGAGCAUAACAGAUGUAAAUUCCUGUCAGAUUAUCAUUCCCCAAAAUCAGGUCAACAGAAAAUCUGACAUCUACAUUUGCAUGAUAUCCUACGCGCACAAUGUAGCUGCUCAAGGAAAGUACAUUGCCAUUAUUAGCACAACAGUGGAGACCAAUGAUCCAGAAAGUGAAAUUCAACCAGCAUUGGAUCUUCUGGAGCCUGUGGAACAGAAAUUUGUUUGCAUCAGUGAUAUGUAUGUUCCAGUUGACGUGGGAACUGAAAGUCAGAUUUUCAUUUCUAGAACAUAUGAUGCAACCACCCACUUUGAGACCACUUGUGAUGAUAUUAAAGAUAUUUACAGGAGGAUGAUGGGGGUUGAGUUUGACUUUGAAGAAAUGAAGCGAAAGCAGAAUGAUAUCUUCGGGGAGGAUGGGCAGAACGAACCUUCAAAGUAAACCCCCUGAAAUCUUGUACUUAAUUGGUUGAUUCAAGUUGGGUGUCAUUAAGGAAAUUAAUGAGCACUGCAGAAAAGCAAGUUUGUAUUGUGGGGCCGGCUUAUUUUUUAAAUCGCGUCUUCAAGAUCCUGACAAGUAUUGCACUGAUUCUAGAUGGAAACCCCAUCAAUUGUCUUUGGCAUCAUGUGUAAAUUUUGCUGAUAUCUUAGGGGUGCUGUCCAAAGAAGACAACUUACUGAUGUCCGAAAAGUUUUGAUCAGAGGCUUUGAAGGAGGAGCAGUGGGGGUUUGUUGGUGGUGGGGUGGGGGGUUGUUGGGGAAGCCAUGACUUAAUUCAGAUGCAUUCUUUACUGUAAACAUGAAAAGAUGUAAAAAUGCUAAAUCAAUAUUCCAUAUUGUUUGUGGAAGUAUUUACUGCCAUCUGCUUUAACAUCAGCUCUAACAUUUAAUGGGUUAAAAAUUCAUUUGUGUAAUCAACUAACAGUUUAUGAUGGAUUGAUUCUAUGUAGAACUGCAACUUCACAAUAAAAACUUGUAUGUAACACCAGCCUUUCUAAACACUAUGGACACUUGUAUAAUUUUUAAUCUUGUUUACUUUUCUGGGGCUUCAGAUAAUCUGGGUGGUGCCCAUUAAACUUUAGCUUCAGAUUUAACUGGAUCUAAAGUUCAUGGAGGUGACCCUAAUCUUGCUAAAGGAUACCCUAAUGUAACCCAGGAUACUGAGUUGAAGUAAAAUAUGCUUUUAAACUCUGAGCUAUAAACAAUGUAUAUUAGAGGCAACUUGAGAAUUUUAGUCAAAUGAAGAACCGAUUUCAAAGCAGGUGGAUGUGAAUGCCUUCUCUAUCUCUGUUAGUUUGGAAGGAUCAAACUGAAUGCAGUGAAAUGUCAAGAGCUUAAAAGUUCUGUUAUGACUACUUGGCACAAAAUUACUUCUGUACUGGAAAGUUAGAUGGUCUUCAAAUAAACUGCUGUAUGCUUUUUGAAUCUA